AUGAUGGGCUUUCUGCGCCGGACGUUCAGCCGCCGCUCCAGGAGCCGCUUCCAGACGAGAGAGAGGGACGAACAGGACGGGAAAGGGGGAGGAGGAGGAGGAGAAGGAGGGGGUGGAGGGGUGGCCGGGAACCCCCUCCUGCUGGCCCAUCAGCAGCAGGUCGUCCAUGCCCCCGCUGUGGUCACCGGAGGGGCGUCGGUCCACAUCCCGGCGGGAGGGACCGCGAGGACCACCAUCACCUGCCGCGUGCUGCUGCUGGACGGCUCGGAUGUCAAUGUGGAUUUGCCUGUGAGUGCGCUGAAGCCUGUCCGCUGUGUUUACAGUGGCCGGCACAGUGUGUAAACAAAGUGCAUGGAGCAGCAGGACUAUAGGUGGUAGCGUAGGUCAGUGUGUGUCAAAGUGCGGUCCUGGGAUCCAUUUGAGGACAUUGAGGGGGUUUUGAAGGUCCAAGAGCACUACUGCCUGAAUAUGAUUGGCCACCUGUCAUUUAGGCUAUUAUCCAGCUGGACCUGGAGAUUUGUUUCUCAUUUAUGUUCAGCUUUUCAGGUCCAAAAUAAAAGCAGACAACUGAGUUCAUUUAAAGUUGAACCAAUCAUGUCUUGACUGGCACAAUUGUUCAAGUGAGUAGUUUCACAUUGAUUUAAGCAGAAGAAAAUAGCAGCAGCAUGUUUUGUUUUCAACCAAACUUUUCAAAACUUGCUGGUUCUCAUUUCUGAAGGGGGGGUCAUUUUUUGCAGUGAAUCAGUAAAACUCCAAUUUCUUGAGUUUUGGACUGACUGCAAAAAAUGAUCAACUUCAAGACCUCUUUAGAGAGCUGAAGCAGUGGAAAAUAAUCAAUCAUGCAGACCAUUUUAAGUUUGUAAACUGUUUUUCUAGAACGCGUUGAUCAGAUAAGUUUCCAGAGUUUCACCGACCGCCUGUGGAACCACACUUGUCUAUAUUGCAUGAGUGUGUAUUGCCGAGUGUGCCUCUCAGCGUAUAGUAAGAGAUGCUUCAGAUGGUGUUAUGGUCAGCCAAUCCAUCACAUCUCUUCCCCAUUCUGACUGCAGGGAAAUCUAAAUACAGACCUGAAGCUGCCCCCUCGUGUUUGCUCUCCCACAGCAUCUCCCUCUCACUUUCUUCUUCCCUCUAUUUUCCUGUAUCUGAUCCUCUGGCACCCCCCACCCCCCCUCCCCAAUCUCCUUCACACCCCCUCUGUGGCUAGCUCCCCUUGCUCAUCAUCUUACUCUUACACACUCCACUCCCCGUCUUUUCUUCUCCUCCCUUGCCCCCAGCAUCCAUCCUUCCAUCCAUCCAUCCAUCCAUCCCCGUCCUUCUCCCUCUGCUCCCUGACUCCCAGAUCUGAUUUUCCACUAUGGGGACUCUGUAUCACAGACAAGCACCACGAGCGUGCGAGGGGGCAGGUGGGCUGAUGAGCGAGUGUGUGGGCAUUUGUGCGUAAGUGCUCCUCGGAAAGAUGUUUUCAUUUCAAAGGUUGUGUGUGUGUGUCACUGAAGCUGUACCCUGCAUGCGUCACCUCCAGUCUGAGCGGAUACUGUGAACACAUUGUAGAGAGAGCAUGUCUCAAACCUACCCACAGGAGGAUUACAGCAACAACACACAGCUAGAGCUUCUUCUGAGGUGUUACCAUUUCAAUAAUGAAAUGACAAAAGGCUUGUCAGGCUGGCCGGCUUAGUCACAGGUGUGUGGGAACAAGUUUGUUCAUGUCAGGUGCACUGAACAGAGCGAAACUUGUCUAUUAAAGCUCAUUAGUCUGUCACUUCAGGCUGAGUGAAGACAAAACAAAUGGAAAAAAAACACACAGGAACAAUAUCAGCUCUCUGUGUUUGAUAGUGGCUAUGAUUGCCUGCUGCAGAACAAGCAAGAGCAUUCAGGUUGUUUUUUCUGUCCCCUGUCUCUUAAUACCCCUGAUUUCCUUGCUCAUUCAUACACACAACAGGAAGUUUAGAUGGGUUAUCAGGAUCCAAAGUACAAGGUUGUUAUCUUUCUACACACCCACUGUUUGUUAUAUGGGUCAGACUGGAGGGAGUUCUUCGCACAGGGUGUUAAGAAGGAUAAUGCUGAAGUUUGGGACAAAAUGUUGCUGUAGUCGCCGCACUUAAAUGCUGUGGAUCAUGUUCACAUUCUUUCUAUCACACAGAUAUAAACACCACUUUCAUAUUUGCAGCCAGUUUGCUCACGUCAUGAACAGCAUGCCUGUUUCCUGAUUGUUUUCAUUCUCUAUCUACAUGAUUCAAAGACACAAUCAGUCAAGGGAAGAUCCUGAUCCACAAUCCUGGAGCCUGACCAGUAUGUGGCAUUGCAUGAAGAUUAUACAAAGAAACCCAUCAGUCUGCUUUCUUUGACAACAACAGUGUUAUUGAAUACAAUACAAACAAUACAUUGAAACUGCUUGCAUAAAUCUGCUCAGCUCUGAUGCUGUGUUACAAGUACAACAGACAGUGCCAAGAGUAUAGUAAACAAUGGGGCUGGGGUGUUUUUUUCGGCAUAGGAGUGAUUCUGGAACAUUCUGAAUUAAACAAUUAGCAAAUGUACUUUUCAAAACAGCUUGAAACGUGAACUGAAAACCUAUUUUGACGUGCUAAUGACCCCUGACAGGGUGUUAUUUGAACUCACAUGAAGCUAAAACCUUUUGUCUUUUGUCUGAUCUUUUGUAGAGUAAAUCCAAAGGCCAGGACCUUUUCGAUCAGAUCAUGUAUCACAUCGAUCUGGUUGAGACAGACUACUUUGGGUUGCAGUACAUGGACACAGAACAAGUCUCAGUGAGUAACAAGCUUUUAAUUCCACAUCAGCAGGCUUUAAUCUAAUGCACCUCAUUUUCAUCCUAGUUGUCUUCUAUCUCUUAUAGCACUGGUUGGACAUGUCUAAGUUUAUAAAGAAACAGAUCAGAGGUAUGUUCAACUCACUCAUUUUCCAAUUAGGCUUGCUUUGUAAUGUGUUGUUGUGUUGUGAGCCGUAAAAUGUGCAGUGUAAUGUAUGUGCACGCAGAAGCAGGUGAGCGGGGAGCAGGUGCUGCAUUAUCCAUUGUUGACAUGGUGAUUAACAGGUGCAUUUAGGAGCCGUACCUUUGUUUGCUCACAACCUCCUAACAGGGGAAAGAAUGGAUGAAUUAAUGUCUUAUUUGUCUCCUGCUCCUUUUUUCAUUGAGUAGAUUAUGUAAAAGAAAGUCUGAUGGAUGUUGAAGUAAAACAGGAAAGAUUGGAAGAAGCAUGAAAGCAGGUUGAAUAAAGAUUUAUGACCUGCCUGGUAUAGAUAACUGGUAAAACAAGAAAUUAGAAAAGGUGGAUAAAAUAAUCCAGUUAAAUACGAUUUGAUUGAAAUGAUUUUGGGAACAUACUGCCUGAAUCUUCCUCCUGCAUUUGUGUCUUUUGGUGCUCUUAAAUCUCUGUUUCUGUUUCUUUUAGAUGGGCCUCCAUACAGACUGUUUUUCAGAGUAAAAUUUUACUCUUCGGAGCCAAACAACCUGCGUGAGGAAUUUACAAGGUAAAACCUCGCACACAGACACACACACAUGCACAUGCACACUAAGUGCAAUACACAUGGUUUUCUCAGAAGCCUUGUGCCGAGGUCCGAGGGGGAUGUGAGGCUAAUUACUUUGCUGCUGUGGGCAGAUUCAAAUCAAGGCCAAAUGGACAGAGACUUGUUAAAACAAAUUAUGUGCCAGAGAUGAGGAUAAGCCAAAGAUACUUCAAUUGAUUUAUGCUCUGCCUCUUACUUUUUUUUAAACCAACAGGUAUCUAUUUGUGUUGCAGCUACGACAAGACAUUCUGUCUGGCAAGUAAGUCCUCCUAUUAAUUUACUUUGAACUGACGUGUGUAAAUUAUUGCUAAAUACAACCGCAGACACGUGUACAUGGAAAAACAAGGGCGCUGUUAGACUUUUGAACAGAGGAGGACCAACUGAGACACUAGCUUAUGCAGGAGUGGCAUGAAGUAUGUAUGCACUCUCAAGAAUAAAUAGCAUAAUCAUGUCUUAUCAUCUCUUCUAAAAAUAUCUUCCUUAAAAAGUAAUGCAAGAAAGUUGCUGCAUCCAAAUCUGCUAAUCUUGUUUUUUUUAAUCAGGACCUAAAAUGCCUGAAGUCACGAGUUAAAGUGCAAACUCACAUAAACAAAUGUGCUUCAGUGGGAUGCAAAGUAAGUUACUGGCAGCCUGGUGCAACACAAGCCAAAAAGUUGGUUUUAACAGGAGUCAGUCCUUUGAUGAGUCAAAUAGAUGAUAAUAGUUAAGGAUCUUUUGCAGUCACAUGGGGUCAAAUUUCAGGGGGGCACCCAUAGCCACCUCUUUUGUCCACCCCUGCUAGGGAAAAAAACACAAAAGACAGAAAACUUCACAUAGCAACCAGGAUAAAAACUAUUUUGAUAGUAAAAAAUUUGCAUGGUAGUUGAUGCUGGAACCUGGUUUAGUUCAGUGGUGAAAUCAAACCCCAUACACAGAGACUAUAGACCUUUAAGUGGGGGGGCGCUGGUUCAAGACUGACACUUCUAUUGCCACAUGUCAUUCCGUGCUCUAUUCCUUACACCGUCUUUUGAAUGGAGGCAUAAAAGCCCCCCAAUCAUCAUGUCAUGUUACAUACAGUAUAUCAUGUUCUGUUUUGUAAAUAUACCUUGAGCUAGCUUGUAUAUAAACUAUGACAUUCACAGUUAGAUUAAACAAAAUACUGAGUCUUGGCCUCAAAUAUUUCCUCGGGUUACUAAAAACAAAACAAGAGCAGCAAUCACAUCAAACAGACUAAUAUUCGCACAUUACAAACAUAUAAAAAAUAGCAAAUAUACAAAAGACAACUCUGGCUGAAAGUUAAAUUGAAUAUUAUAUAUGAUAUGUUCUAUUAAAUAAACAGACUUAUGAAUAAUGAAUAAAUGUAAAACUCUGUAAUUUUCAGGGGUUAAAAUACAUCCCUUUCAAGUUCAUAAGCUUUGAUCAACAUGCUCAGAUCUAACCUUAACUUAAUUGAAAAAGAAAAAGACUUUACUGACAAAGUUCUCUCUGUGUAAAGGUGAAAUGCUGUAAGUCCUUCCUUAAGUUGUGUAGACAAAGUGUUAAACUGAUGAUAAACAAACCUACCUUUGCACAGGUCACAUACAGUAGAGUUCGGGGGACUUGUGUUGAGUGGAGCUUUUUGUCAAAUAAACACAAACCUGUGUGCACAAGCUCACACUCAGACAGUGUGUUACCCUCUCUCUCUUCACGGCUCUAUCUGGGCCACGGAUCCCCUGAGUCCAGCUCUAUUAUAAAGCUCAAGAUCAGGAACAAGAGAGGGCUGCUUAUUUUAGGAAAAGGGUUGCUCCUCUCCUCCUUGACACACUCACACACACACACACACACACACAUACAGACACACACACACACAUAUACAGACACACACACAUAUACAGACACACAAACACACACUACUUUAAUGUCUUUCCAACACAUUUAUGAAUGCAGCUCACCACCUGUGUCUCUUUUCCUUUGAUCAGGUUGAAAUGUCCGUAUGAUGUCUCAGUGGAGCUGGGGGCAUACUGUUUACAAAGUGAGUAGACUUGUCAUAUUCAUUUCUUGUCACCGAGUACAUUUUGUUUUUGCUAAUGCUGAUAAAACACAUUUCUUUCACAUCACCAAGAACUGAUUCGAAAGUAUUUGAUUGGGUUUUGAUGUGUUGGGGGGCCAUUUAUGCUGCGAUUUGAAUUUCAACAUCCAGAUAUAAGGAUGGGACCUUUUUUCCUCCUCUUGUCAAUGUUAUUAUCUUUUUCAAGUGCAGAAACUCAAAAGGGUCAUGUCAGAUGAAGCCUGAUCAUCAGCACACUGCUGAACUGCUUUAAAGAGCUUUUUACUGACUCAUGUUAAGAGAUAUGAUUGAAAGUUCAGAGGAGGCAGAAUGAGGUUCUGCGUCAGAAAACAUCACUUAUGAGUGUCAAGAAUACGGAAAUCAGGAAAGAGAUAAAAUGCAAAUGCACGUUCGGAAUAAUAGCCUCAAAAGUUGAAGUGGCCCCGAAUGCACCGCCGCUAUCGGUUAUUGCUCCUAAAAUGAAACCAAUUAAAACUCUUAGAAGGUCUCUUGCUGUGUAACCCAACUGCUUUUUAGUGCGGUAUUUGAUGAUCACAUAAUAUGGUACAGCUCUCAACACAUACCGACAAAAUUUAAUAUGGCCUCAAUGGCAGAAACUUUCAAGUGAUGGAUCAUUGUAAAUGACACUAUAAAAGUUAGUCAUGUACAGUGAGUCAUGCAGUUCAAUUGUCCAGGUAAUUUGAGUGACAAUUCUAUUGGAUACAAUAUGAUAUAAUAAGAUCCAGUGUAGUUCAACAGGGAUUAAAACAAUACAAUACAUACAAUACAAUACAGUACAACAUAAUACAAUACAAUACAAUACAACACAACAUAAUACAAUACAAUACAAUACAACAUAAUACAAUACAAUACAGUAUGUUACAAUACUAAAGAUACGUUAUGAUACAAUACCAUACAAUAUGAUACAAUACAAUAUGUUAUGAUACCUUACAAUAUAUUAUGAUACUAAUGAUACCUUAUGAUACAAUACUAUACAAUACCGUACAAUACAAUACGUUUCGAUAUGAUAAACACAUUAUGAUCUAAUAUGAUCUGGUAAGAUCUGAUAUCAUAUAUGAUUUUAUAUGAUUUGAUCUGAUAUAUGAUAUAAUAUGAUAUAUGAUAUGAUAUGAUAUGAAAUGAAGUGAUAUGCUAUGAUAUGAUAUGAUAUGAAAUGAAGUGAUAUGAUAUGAUAUGAUAUGAUAUGAUAUUCUCUGUUUAGCUGGUAGGAUAAUUUGUCUUUUAUUCAAGAUUGGCACAUAUUAAGCUGCCUCCACAUUAUUGUCUAUAAUUAAAAAAAAAAUCGUGCAAACUCUCAUGUGAACUGAGAAGCAUAUCAUAUAUUGAUGGCAUUCACUAACAACAUACAGUAUACUGCACAUUCACCAUAUCAGACAUCUUCAGAAUAAAACAUAAGUGAAAAUGAUGAGAACACUUGGACACUAUUACACAACCCAUGAGGCCUUGAGAAAGAUUGAAAUUUUGAUUGAUCUGGGCUCAAGUGAACUUAAAACAGACCAGAUGAGGGACACUGUAUUAUCUGCCAGCUGAUAGCUCAGGCUCGGAGUGGAGGCCAUGAGAUGUGUCAGACCACUCUACACUUGCCUGAGAGCAAACUGCCCGUAUAUUGACUGGAAAGAGAGGUUUUCAUUCCUCCCUAUAACCUUUAUGGCAAUCUGAACCAGAUGAGUAAGAUUACAUUUUAACUGUGCAGAGAGGCCACCAUAACGUGCUGACUUCCCAUUCCAACACAACCUGGUCCUUUGAACCACUCGACAUGUUUGGGUCACUUACAUUGGCUUGCAGCUGCUCCAUCUGUUUCAUGUCUGCAUCACUUUUUCCUAAAUUGCUUGUCCUGUACUUAGGUGAAUUGGGCGACUGUGACCCCUUGGAGCACUCUCCUGUUCUGGUAUCAGAGUUUCGUUUCACUCCCAAACAGAGUGAGGCCAUGGAGGCGGACAUCUUUAGCAGGUGGAUGGAGCUGAGGUGAGUUUGAUGGAUUUAAUGAAUUCAGUGACAGGUCGCUGCUAUAACAUUUCAAACUGGAGAAAUUGUACCACUAAAAGGCACAUCAACAUUUUGACUUGUACGCUUGGUGGGGGGUGAGUAGAGAUUUGGACAGAGUAGGCUGAUUUUCUCAGUGGAUACGAUUUAGGGCAAAAACAGAAGAGCACAGAGGAGAGUUAGUCAUCCUGCCACUGAUUUCCCAUGCUAGCAUACCCCCUGAUGAGGGCGUCUACAUUUCACUCUCCUCCCUCCCCGCCUCCUCCGCCUCAGCCCCACUCUCACCGGCCUGCAUGAAGGAUUAAGGGAUUUAUCCCUGGAGGGUCUUGAUUGAUUCCGAGCAGUAUUUAACCCAGCCACAGUCCGACUGCUCCCGUCUCGGAUUAGAUUAUGCACACAUAUGCUGCACUUCACCGGGAUGACCGAGCCACACAAGGACACACCCAUGCUGAGUUCACCGCCAUCCUUACACAGAAAAGGUCUGAAUCAGGAAAAGUCAAAAACUCAGCGUGUAUCUCAGAGAUAACACCUCUGACCAGGGGAGAUCACAAAAUGUCAUGUGUCGUGAAUGUAUGUCUUAGUCACAGAGUCAGAGGCGAGGUGACGGAGGGGGUGAUGUUUGUGUCAUGAAAACUCAUCAUGGUGUGUUAUUUUAAAAUCCACAGGGGACAGAGCCCAUCUCAAGCUGAGAUCUCAUUCCUCAACAAGUGCAAGUGGCUGGAGCUUUAUGGAGUGGAUAUGCACUUUGUAAAGGUGUGUUUGUGUUUUAUGACCUGAAGAAUCACUGCAUUUCCGGUCUGUUUGAGAGCUUAUCAUUGGUGUUGUGUCUUCAGGGCAGAGAUGGGGGAGAAUACGCACUAGGUCUCACUCCCACUGGCAUCUUAGUGUUCGAAGGCUCUAACAAAAUCGGCCUCUUUUUCUGGUAAGUGCAAUGAAUGUGUCUUUAGUUCAUAUGUAACCUUCAUUGAAAUUCACCUGCCAACAAGCUUUUAGGUUGUGUGAAUCAUGAGGACAGAACAGUACAACUCAAGAAAGAGUUUUAUUAGAUGGAACAGUCUUUAUCUAAACCAAGAUGAGCAAGAUGAGUCAUCAGCACUGUUAUGCUUUUAGAGAAAUGGAAAGUUUUAAGACAUCAUCCAGAUUACCUUAAAAAACCUUUUUUACAAUGUUGAGUAUGAGUUGAGUAUGUGACACAAAAAACCCCAGACACAUCACAUACUGAUUUCAAAAGGAGACAAACCAGUUGUUUUUAAAAGUGUAUUUUUAUAUUGUAGUACUGAGGCGCUCUCCAUUCGACAAGAUAACGUCUCUGCUGCAGCUCAAACCAAACCCGCACAGAUACAUAACCAAGUUACAAACACAUCUCCACUCACAAAGGAGACACCAAAAGCUCAGUGAUAAUUAAAGAUGGACGAUACAACAAAAAAAGAGAUAAUUACUCACAAUAGAGCAAAGUAAAAUAUGACAUUUAUGUACUUGUUGAUGGGGCACCACCUACCUUUAAUGGUGGGAGAAUGAAAGAAAAACAAAUGUUGAUUCAAAAAUCAAACACAAAGUCUAUCUUAAAUCAAUUUUAAAUCAAUCUCAUAUCUCAAGCCAGAAUUCUCAUUUUAGGGACUCCACUUCUGGAAAAACCCUAACAGACAAAAACUUCGAAAAAUGAAUAUUACAGGAUAAAUAAUGGUACAACAUACAUGCAAUAAAUGAGGAUAAGAUAAUGGGGAUAACUCAUGAUGGAUAAAUGAAAGAUUAUGAGUCAGGCUUUGAUCAAUAAAGUUUAUGAUAGUGAGUGAAUAUGCUCUGACUUGUUAACCGACAUUAACUCCGGUGUAGAAAUACAUUUAGAUGAAUUUAAGAUUACUCCAAUUAGUGAUUGUUUGAAUCAUGAAAUCAUGAGACAGCAUCAGCCCCUGUUUGGAGCUCUGGAGGUUUGCAUACUUAAGUGAGGCUGGUCCUAGGAGAGGAUGUAGCAGGUUUUCAAAAGGUCCAGGCUACCGGCGGUUUGUGAGGUUCAGCUCAGCAGAAGACCGAAGUCAGACAAAAGAUGGUCCAGGGGUCACAGAACACAGGCCUGAGUGCAAAACCACAGCAAAACUCUGGCUCAGAGGAUGACAUCGCUGUAUGGCAUUCAGAGGCAACUCUGAAAUUCUAAGAUAACUAAGAAAAAGAAGCUCAAUGGUCAGUCUAUACUAGAUCAAAAAUGACUUUAAAGAAAUUCAAGAAAUAUAAGUCACAGACUUAAUCUUGGUUUGCUAUGCAUGCUAAAAUUGUUGAAGUUUUAAAACUUAAACAUAGACCAUGAAGAGUGUAAGAGCACAAAGAGGACGAUAAAGAGAAUACAAAAGAGUAAGAGGAAGCAAGAGUAAGAGAGCAAGAAUCCCAACUAUACUGGUUUUACGUUCUUCAAACUGGGAGUGUCUCUGGGGUGUGUGUGUGUGUGUGUGUGUGUGUGUGUGUGUGUGUGUGUGUGUGUGUGUGUGUGUGUGUGUGUGUGUGUGUGUGUGUGUGUGUUAGCAGAGAGUGGAGGGGUCUCUGGUCUCCUGCUGCAGUUUUUGUAGAGGAGACCUUCAGGAUCUCUGAGUAUUUGAUCUAACUUAUAUUUUUGUUUGGUAAAGGAAUCAGAUCAAAUACUCACUCACUGUGAUUAAUGUUAUUGAAUGCUUUGUUCAUAAUAAAUGAUUUGAUCUUAAACACCUAUAAAGAAGUGUAGAAUAACAUUAAACAUUCUCAUUAUGUAAUAAGUAUCACUUUUAAAAGAGUAUUAAUCAUGUUAAAUUUCUCUAAACGGAAACAGAAAGUAACACUGAGAAACUGUAAACAACAAAAGAGUAAUCCCACAUGUAAAUGUACUUCAUUAUGAUUCAUAAUGGAUUCAAGCUGAGGGUUGAAUUAAAACACAAGUUGGUAUUGUAACCUCGUACAUUUUAAAACCAUUGUUGCAAAUCAUCUCACUUGUCUGCUAGUUUUAUGCUCAGGUACUGAUGUAGAAUCCCUGAAUCGUGUGUCUCUUUGCUUCUUUCAGGCCUAAAAUCACUCGGCUUGACUUUAAAAAGAGUCGACUCACAUUAGUCGUGGUAGAAGAUGAUGAUCAGGUUUGUUCUGUCUACGCAAACUUAUGUCUGCACUUACAUGUAAACACACUUCAGGUGGCUAACAGGUUGUUUCUUGACCACACAGGGUCGGGAGCAAGAGCACACGUUUAUGUUCCAGCUGGCCAGCGCCAAGAGCUGCAAACACCUGUGGAAGUGCGCCGUGGAGAGCCAUGCCUUCUUCCGGUUACGUCAGCCAACCACAGGGAAGGCGGGCCGCAGCGACUUCACACGGCUUGGGUCCCGCUUCAGGUUCAGGUAGAGCUUCUGUUUUUUUUAUUUUUGUCUUGUCAUGCAUUUAUUGAGCGAGCGCAUCAGUGUAUAGAAGUGGGUAAUAGAGGGGGCUGACAUGUGGCUUAGGGCUAAGGGUUGUAAUGGAACAGUGGGCAGCCAAUCACAGCUACAGCCCCUCGACUUGGAACACAUGACUGAGCUGCUUAGCUGAAAAGGAGCACAUGAAGAAGACCACUUUCACAGACUCACCCUAAGUUAAGUGUGGAGUGUCUUGUGCUGAAACUUUACUGAAAAAAUAAAUAAAUAUAAGUUUGUGGAUUGGACCUACGCAGGGGGGAAAGUGUGUCACAUAUAACGUUGCCCUUCUAUCUGUGGAUACAGUGUAUCUAUGGUUACAUGGGUCUGUUCCUAUGACAACUAAAAUAAGCCCUUUAUAUAGUUUUUUUUAACCUCUGAUGAUUAUCAGAGACGGCCGAAGAAAAUUCUCACACAUGAUGGGCUCGUCCUGCCAUUUGUCAGAGCAGCGGGGCUAAAGCACGAGGAGAAACUAAAAACAGGAGCAACUUGAAAUUUUUGAAUUAAAAAGAAAGCUGUUUUUUUUUUUUUUUUUUUUUACUUCUCUUAAAUUCGUGUUUCUUUCAUUUUUCUAUUUGUGCAGAACAAACUCAGAAAACCAAUUAGCUUCAACAUUGAAAGGAAGAUUACAUUUUUUCAGGUUUAAUUUUCUGGCACUGAUCAAAAUUCACAAACAAAUGAGCAAAUGUCUAUAAAACGAGGAUUUUUCAAAGGCUGCAGGUGGGACUGAAUUUUUAUGUGUGUCUUUUUUAGCGGUAAGACAGAGUAUCAAGCCACUCACGGAGGCCGACUGAGGAGAGCAAGCACAUUUGAGAGAAGGCCGAGCAAGAGAUAUCCCUCCCGCACACAGUCACUGGGCAAAGGUGGGUCUUAUCAGCACAUUGUACCUGUCACCUCCUUAGUGCCCCUGGGUGUGAUAGGCCAUGUACUACUCAAAUUGACUGUGAUUAAAACACUGAAAUUUUCCAUCCAAAGAGACCAUUGAUCGUAUUAUUUGAACAAAAGACCUGUAGUCACGACCUGGAAGAUUAAAAGCCAUUUCAGACACUUUUUAUCUAAAAAAUAUGAGAGUUUAGCAGCAUAAGGUUCAGAAAAAUUAUAAAGCUCCAUUUCCUCAUACAAAAAAGAGAUCCUGGUUGUUCCACUUAAGUGUCACCUUUCUGCUUUGUCAAAGGCACCUGCAGCACUCUCCACUCCUCCACACUUCCCACCCUCUGUGAGCCGCAGCAGCUUCACAGGCCCGCAAGCCUCUGUCUCUCCAUAAUCUAUUAUACAUGAAUGAUCAAGUGCAGACUGAACACUGUAUUUACUUCAGAGCCGUCAGUGCAGACAUGCACGCACCUUUUAUACCUUUUAUAUGUUGGAUGGUUUGUCACUGAGCCCUGUAACAAAAGACUGAAUGAAUGUUUUAGUCUGAGCCCAAACGUCUGGGCUGAAAAACACAUUAAUCUAACAUAACCCUUUGAAAACGCAGAUAAAUUAAGGUGAAAUGACAUAAUUGCUUCUUAUGUUCUACAAGUCUGUAACUGAUUUCGUCCUUGUUUUGCCAGUUCACAUUUCUCCCGCCAAGCCGCCGCACAUAAGGUAAAAUCAACACACAACACACACCAUAAUAGACAUACUACAUACAAAAGCAUUUAUUUGAUUGUGUUUGUAUGAGUGUGGUUGGAUGAGUUCAUCAUCUCAUGGAAGAGAUUUUAGGUAAAAAAAAAAAAAACUCUCUUUAUUUAAUCUCCCAUGGUCCUUUGCCAGAUAUGAGCAAUUGUGGUUUUACCAGUGGAUUUAAUGGGCUUGAUUUGACUUGAUUUGUUUGUGACAAAUUCAGAACUGGUUAGAAACAGAGCAGGGCUUUGUACCAUUUGAUCUCCCGCUGAAAUAACAGAUAGUGAAAAAUAAAGGGCCUAUAUAAUCUGCUUAAUAAAACUAAAACCUAAAAAUCCUUUGAGAAAAGUAAAAAUUCAUUCCUGAAAAAGCUUAAAUAAAUAAAUGUUAUCUGCCGUUCUUUCUGAUCCACUAUCACUGACUAUUUUCAUUAUUUUCUAAAUCUCACGCCAGCCCUGAUCCCAGCCUGCAUCCAGUAAGUGACCUCAAAUAAACCUUACAGACACACAUGCACAAGCACAUGCUGCAGCUGCUGAUCUGGCUCCAGCUCUCUGACAACAUUUAAUUUCAGCGUCUUUUCAAUCCAUCCUCUCUCCUCCCCUUUAGUACCAGCACAACAUUCCCAUUGGUCACGAGCCGUGGCACUCGCCCCACCCCGCUCUUACACCUCCAUUGUACCUGCAGCCCUCCGCGCACACGUCGCCACACAGGUAAGACAAAUAACAGGACAACUGACGGUCUUUUGGUUCAGCCACUCAUCGUUUGUUCCAUUUUUACUGCUCCACAUCAUUUGUUUUUCAUCACAUGUAAUGUCACUCAGAAACCUCAUCUGUGUGUCUCGUCUGCCUCAAUGCUUGUUUGUGUGUGCGUGCAUGUGUGUGUGUGUGUGUGUGUGUGGGAUCCUCAUCUCUCCAUCAUGUUCAGGCCUUCUGUCGUGGCAGCGGGCCCCAUAUCCAGUCAUCCCUCCACCCCUGAGCGAACCAGCGGCACCUUCCCGGGAUCCAUCAGUGUGGUUUACAGGGAUAAGGUCAUGACUGCACUCUGACCUCUGUUUGAAUCUACUAAAGCCUGACUCUUGACUCUGAGAUUUAACACAGACUGGUGUCCCAAAGGUGGAAGCUCUGCUGAUGAACUCAAAAAAGGAAAAAUGCUGUGCUCAUUGUCCUAAUUACCUCUGUCAUCUUCCAUUUGUCACAUCCCCUCAUGUGUUUCAGUGUACACCUUUAUGACAUGCUUCAAAAAGUGACUUUCAGUCCUUCACAGGGGGCCGGGGGAAUGAUAAAGGGCGGCACAAAGGGGGAGAUGAGGGAAGAGAUACCACAUCGAGUGAAAGGGACAGUAGUGUAACAACAGUCUGAAAUAACAGUAUGUUAGUUUCUGUUAGCUUAUGGUUAGAUGUUAGCCGUAACGGUGAUUCAGCUAGAAUGUAAAGCAGAUGAAAGUAAUAGAGAAACAUGCGUCCCUCUGUGUUUCUCUUGCAGAUGACCUUUUUCACAGACAUGAUAAAAACUAUCCCCAGAUUGAGUGUGAUUUACAAUCUGCUGUAAUAAUGCACUUAUCAGUCAAUUCAGUGACUUACGAGUGCAUUAUUAUUUUCACACGUCCAUGUAGUUCAAACACACAACACUACUUAGAAAUCCGUGAUGGAAAAUGUUUUACUGAGGAAUCUGCCUGAGAACUGUCACGUUUUUGUUUCGUCUUCUGUAACAAAGCAAGCGGGAUAAAAACGGUCUGUACAUCUUUAAGUAAAAAGCAAACUCAACAACUCUUCUGUUUGCUACAUGCCAUAAACUCAGACUGAUAUUCACCCUAAAACACCACUACAUGAUGAAGUUUGGUUUCUUCAUUUAGGUGAACAUUUUUGUCAUCGUAUUUAGCGUUUGAGUCCCUCUUCUCUGAGUUCUUCUGAAAGCUAAUAUAUCCAAAUCGCUUUCAUCUGGGUGAGAUAAAGUGAUUCGAGCGAGCGAGGUAAUUCUCAGCAGGUGGAAGGAAUAUAUUGCAUGCUGGUUUAGGGAUUAAGCUGCUUUGAGAUGUGUAUAGCAUAUCGUUCUGUGUGAAAUGGAGGCGUGAACUAAAAUCCUGCAUCUGUGUUGUUGUCCUUUUAAAAAGUAAGGAUUUAGAGUGAACACAUUGUAGGUUAUUAAGAUUGUAAUCCAGCGUUUACAGAAAAUGUGGCCAAUGUUUUUGUCUCAUUGUGUAUUGCCUUUUACUCUGUAAUCUCUACUUGAAUCACACUUUGCCUAGGAAUUUUGCCAUAUUACCUUGCGAAUAAACAUCAUGUUUAUUAAUGCAAAAUGUAUAAAAAUCUGUCCUCUUUAAAUUCAAGCUCAGGCAAUCGAUUGGCGUUUUAUUCUGCAGUGGGAAUUUUUGCUUUAGAGAAUGUGUAAAAAUAAAACCUGGAGUCAUAAAGCUGCAAUAAUCAGGAGCCAAGAAAUAUCGAGCUAAUGGGAUUAUCAUGGUGUGAGAGAGCAGGUUCAAUUACUUUUUUGUUCAGGGGAGUUUGUUUUGAUUGCAUAUCAUCUUCAGUUUCCCUUUGAGCGGUCCUGCUUCAGACCACCAGAUCAGCGUGGAAGAGAAUGAGACUUCGUAUUCCAGCAAGAUCCACUACCAUCACCGACGCCACACACACAGCCAGGACACGCUUUGCCACACGCACACACACAAGAACAGUGAGUAACCCCAGUGUCUGUGAACUCAUCUCUGACAUGACUGUGCAGUGUGCUGAUUCUCUUAAUUCACUCAUGUAUGAUGUGUGUCGGUCAGCAUCAACCAAAUCAAACACAAACUACCCAUAUAUACUCUGAAACAGCUGCACCACAGUGUCUGUAAACUCGUGUCAGGGCAUGAUGACUGGCUUGGAUACCUCUGUCAAACCUGUGUUCAUUUCAGCAUGAAGAAUCAGGUUUAUGUUUGGUACCUUAUAAUGUAUUUUUGCCGUGCUGUAGCGAAGGAUUAGAUGAACAAAUAGGGAAUUAUAAGGAUGAAAAGGCUGCAACUCCAGAUACACACCUCAUAAUCAGUCCUGAGACUACCUGAAGCCACAAAUUAGCUAUUUAAGAUCAACUUAAAUAGAUACUUGAGUAAUCACAAACCUUUAACAGAGUGAUAUCUUUGCCAUUCAUAGAAUUAGUUCAAUUCAGGCAGAUUUUUGUUUGACGUGCCUUCAACAAUAGGCACAACAGGAUAGAGAAUAUUGUUUAAUUUGUUUUAUGAUAUUUGAUCAUUGUCUAAAGUGGAUGUAAAAGAUUUGAACACUAAGCUGUGUGUAUUCCCAGAACAAACUUAAUCUUAGUCAUCUUCAUUGUAGGUUUAUUCUUGUUCCUCUGGGGUUUAAAGGGAAAUAAUAAUAAGCUUUGGGAUUUGGAUAAUCCACCCUUUUUUAAAUGAUCUUUCUCAAUGUAGGUUUUCUUUCUGUGCAAAAAUGACAGUAAAAAGUAGCUUGUGUGGGUGAAAAUCUGCAUCAUUUAGCAUAUUAAUACAGGUCACAGUUUUGAUCCAACAUCCACCUGUUCGUUAAAUAACCUUUGGUGGCAAACAGAUUUUAAAAUUUUGAUAAUUCACAUGCUGCAAACCUUUCCCCAAACUCUUUGUGUAUGUCAGAGUGUCGAGCCCCUCCGUGCCCUGCAGAUGGGUUGGACAUCUCUCAGUCUCUGCUCAAGGCUCUGGAGUCAGAAAGGGAUUCUGCCCCUUGGCCUUCUCUGCACAUCAACAUGGACAACAAGGUCAAAGACAUUCCCUGUACGCUUGUUUUCCCAUAUUGCUCACAAUAAAGACUUGCCCCAGUUUCUUAACCUUCUUUCCUCCUCUGUUCUACUGCCAGGGAGAGGAGAAGCAGCUGUCAGAAAAGUCUUUACACCCUCCUGCGUCUCCAGCAAUACACCCUGACCAUGUUAAGUGUAACAUCCUCAAAGCCCAGAUGGAGGCAGCUUUCAGGGUGAGUACCAAACUUUCACCUCGCUUUCUUACACUUGUGGAGUAAGACUAACAGCUGUGUCCGUCUCUCCUAUGGCACAAAGAAGGAAGCUCCAACAACUCCUAGAGGGAAGAACUCAAACCAGACCCUCAAUGACAGGUCAGUUCCCUCAUCCUAUCUACACUUUCUAAUUCAAGUCUCCGCGUCUGCUUUUGAAAACAAACCCCCUAUUUUUUAAACUCUGGUUUUCAGGUAUCAGAGCUCAUCCCAAGACUCGGCUGCAUCCAGUCUAACAGCAGACAAAACGCCUCAUCGACUAGAACGAAACCUGACGCCGGACUCCCUGCUGUCAAAAUCCAACACAAGCACCGCCCGCAGAAAACGACUAGUCAGACAGUUCAGCUUGUGAGUACACACCAGCUAUGAUUACUGCGCUCUGAGUGGGGAACUGCACUCUGGGAACAGAUGAUUAAUGCAGAAGAAUGCUAUCUCCGCUUUGACAUUUUGCACAGAGCAGGCUGCAGGUUGUGUAAGUCUCUCUCAAUUUCUUGCUCAUCAGCAACCAUGAGGAUGAGGAUAACCUCCCAGAAGCACUUGCAGCCAUCUCCUCCCAGAGUACAAUGAAGUCUGGAUCUACGAGCUCACUGGACAAACAGAUACAGCCGUCCAUAUAUCCACAGGUAGCACACACUCUUGUACGACAGAAUAAAGAACGCAUGUUUGUUUGAUGCACAACAUGACACCUCUGCGGCAUUAGUUUAGCCUCUAUGCCUCACUUUUAAAUACACAAAAGGAAUGUGUGUCUGUCUGUGUUCGUGUGUGUGUGUGUGUAUACACUGAUGUGUGUUCUAGGUGGAUAACAUGCCAGCCCUGGAGCUGGGUGGUCCAUGCUGUCCCUCUCCUUCGCCCUCUCCCCACCUCUCUCCUUCUUACUAUCGUAGCUCCAUCCCUCACCUGGUCCCUUACCUUGCUGCACAUAAUGACAGGUAACACCGCUCACACUCCAUGUUCACCCUGGUCACUCUUAAAGGGAUAAUCCGGCGUAAAAUUAAUUUAGGGUCGAACAUUUAUGAUCAUUACUUUAUCAUUUCCUUGAAGUAAUAAUCACCAUAUUAAUCAUUUUGCACUGCAGACGCUGUAGUUCUUCUGCCUUAGCGUCUCGGUCUGAUUGCAUUUCCGUGAAGAAAUGUUCAUAAAUGUUCUUCCUUGAGCUGCGUCUCCCCGCUGUAGUCCGUAAAGGAUUGGCCUGAGGUCUCACUACAAACAAGCGGCUGCUGGAAGAGAGUAGGUGAGUUGUGUUUAGUCUCUUUGCUAAAGAAACCAGGCAAAGUUAAAAAGAUGUUUGCUGACUAGUGCUAUGGCUGAGACCCUAUAUGUCCUGUUGUUGAAGUUAGGUGCUGUUCUGAGCAUUAUUACUGGCUAUACAGUGGUGUUUUGGUUGAGGUUUGUUUAUGGCUCCUCAGAUCACUGUGUAUUGCUAUCGUGCGGUCUUUACUAAAGUUGGUAUAACUAGAGAAGCAAGCGGUCAGCAACAUUAAUCUCUCGAGGGGGUGUCUAACUCGGUGUUAUGGUGUGUUUGACCCUAAAUUAAUUUUACGCUGGAAUAUCCCUUUAAACUUGCUCAAGCUUCCCCUCAAUAGUCUUGCAAACUUUUUAAAACUUCUACGCAAGAGUUUUGGGGAAUCCUGUGUGAAGAUAAACAUAAAAAUAGGAGUUUAUCUUUUAGAGUGUCACAAUUUUACUGCGGAAAAAUCAAUCGUUCUUGGACAAAAUGUUAUCUCUCUGUGUUUUCAGUGGAGAGGAGAUGAGGUUGGACAGAGAGAAGAUACUGAGAGCCCUCCUGAUGACAGAGCUCUGA
Xyrichtys novacula (pearly razorfish) is the source of this 18299-nucleotide messenger RNA. The record is from the annotation of a GenBank genome assembly. NCBI's taxonomy places the organism in Eukaryota, Metazoa, Chordata, Actinopteri, Labriformes, Labridae.